Molecule: messenger RNA, 1581 nt
Organism: Capsicum annuum
Lineage: Eukaryota; Viridiplantae; Streptophyta; Magnoliopsida; Solanales; Solanaceae
Product: BAG family molecular chaperone regulator 1
Exons: 4
Coding region: 447-1301 (284 amino acids)
Biological process (GO): protein stabilization
Cellular component (GO): cytoplasm
Molecular function (GO): adenyl-nucleotide exchange factor activity; protein-folding chaperone binding
Source: RefSeq, a predicted model, not a curated record
UCACCCACCCAAAUAGCCAUUCAUUCUUCUUACUAUCCCUUCUUAUUAUCACCUCCACAUUUUAAAGUUUCUAUAAAAUCAUCAUAAUUAUGUCACUAUUGUUUAUGAAAAAAACUUCACUAGAAAAGUCCUUGAAGUUUCUUAAGACUCAAUAAAGCACAAAUAUAAAAGGCCUACUAUUAUAGUCAUUAGUAAUUUAAACCAUUUGGUGUUUCUUGAUUAGUUACACAUACAAUUACAACAUUGUUGUUGUAGUUGUUGUGUUUCUGACAUUGUGGGACAGAAUCUUUGUGUUUCUUUCUUUUCUUCAUUCAUGGGGUUGUUCUUAGCUUAGCAGACAAGCACAUAAAGCAAAAAAAAAAAAAAACUUUUUUUUUCAUCAACUUUUGACAUUUCUUGAUAGUAUAGGAAAGUUGUCACAAUAAAUUCCCCUUGAAUAUUUCAUUAUGAGUAGUAAAGAAUUGUUAAGAAUGAAGAGUAAGAAUAAGGUGAAUGGGAAUGGAUCACUUUCAUCAUCAGGAUGGGAGAUGAGGCCAGGAGGAAUGUUAGUACAAAAGAGAAGUUCUGAUCAUUCAAAUCAAAGUUCAAUGAUAGUUCCAACAAUUAGACUCAAAGUCAAAUAUGGUUCAUCUUAUCAUGAAGUCAAAAUCAGUUCACAAGCAACUUUUGGGGAGUUGAAGAAAAUGCUAGCAGGACCAACUGGAUUACAUACUGAAGAUCAGAAAAUAUUUUACAAGGAGAAAGAAAAGGAUUCAAGAAGUUUUCUUGAUGUUGCUGGUUUAAAAGAUGGAUCAAAACUUGUACUAAUUGAGGAUGAAAUAAGCAAAGAAAAGAGAUAUCUUGAAUCAAGAAAAAAUGCAAAAAUGGAAAAUGCAUCAAAAGAAAUCACAACAAUUAGACUUGAAAUUGAUAAGUUAGCCAAACAGGUUGGCAAUGUUGAAAUGGACAUAUAUGGUGGCAAAAAAGUAACAGAGACUUUGCUAUUGAGUUUGAUUGAAUUAUUGAUGACACAAUUGAUUAAGUUGGAUGGUAUUACUGCUGAUGGUGAUCUCAAAUUACAAAGAAGAAUGCAGGUGAAAAGGGUGCAAAAAUACAUAGAGACUCUUGACAUGUUGAAAAUAAGAAAUUCAGCACUUGGAAAUCACAAUGCCAAUGUGCCAAUGCACAACAAAAAUAGAACAUUCACAGGACAAAUGCCAAAAUCAAUUUACUAUCAACAAGAACAAAGGAAGAUGGGAAAUUUUGCUGAUCAAACAAGCCCAGGGCCAGUUGUGGUGACAACAAAAUGGGAAACUUUCUGAGAACUGAUAAAUUAAUUUUUUUAAAAAAGCCUAAGGAAUAUCAGUGUGCGCUUUGGGAAAACAAUUAAUUUUAAUUGCAUAUUUUUAUAAUGGCUUUGGUGGAAAGGAUAUAAAGUUAGGGGGGUAUAGUAAUAAAUUUUGGUUUGUGAAUUCAUUUGCCUUCAUUAUUUCUCUAUUUAAAUAUAGAGAAACAUAAUGUGGUGAUAUGUGGCAUUUGAAUUCCAAGUUGUAUAAAUGUAUAUAUAAUAUAUAUAAUGCCAGCUCCUGGUGAAUUAGAUAA